Pecten maximus is the source of this 714-nucleotide messenger RNA. RefSeq lists its product as uncharacterized. Lineage: Eukaryota; Metazoa; Mollusca; Bivalvia; Pectinida; Pectinidae. The record is from RefSeq and is a predicted model, not a curated record. Gene Ontology annotation, molecular function: nucleic acid binding. The transcript has a single exon. The coding region runs from base 1 to 714 and encodes 237 amino acids.
AUGGUUGAGGGCACCGUUGACUGGGAUGAGCCUCUAUCAGAGAAACAACGCGACCAUUGGGAAACUUGGGAGAAUUCUCUGUCGCAUCUUGAGACCUUGUCGAUUCCACGUAGAACUCCUAUUUCUAAAAACGACUUGACAAAUAAAGUCCAUAUAUAUGCUGAUGCUUCAGAACGUGCUAUUGCUGCAGUUGCCUAUCUACAGACUGUGAAUGCCAAUGGAAAGACUUGUACUACCUUUUUACUAGGAAAAUCCAAGGUGGUACCUAAACACGGCCAUUCAAUACCACGUUUGGAGUUGUGUGCAGCUCUGCUUGCUGUCGAAAUAGGAGAGACCAUUUCUGAUCAGUUGUCAUUACCACCUGAACAAAUGACAUUUUACUCGGACAGUAAGGUCGUCUUAGGAUAUUUGAACAACCGCACAAGACGGUUUUAUGUCUACGUCGCGAACAGAGUGAGUAGGAUACUCAAAUUUUCGAAACCAGAACAGUGGUUUUAUGUGGAAUCAGAGAACAACCCUGCAGACCAUGGCACGCGGUUUGUACAUGCCUCACAGUUGAAGGAUAGCAUGUGGAUAUCCGGACCAUCUCAACUUUGUCUACGCUCUCAGCUGAAGGAAGAAUCCUUUUCCCUGUUGGAACCUUCACAAGACGAAAAUGUUCGUCCAGAUAUUGUUUCUGUAAAGACUAAGUGUCAUGUACACCCUCCCCUGUGA